Molecule: messenger RNA, 318 nt
Organism: Cotesia congregata
Lineage: Eukaryota; Metazoa; Arthropoda; Insecta; Hymenoptera; Braconidae
Source: the annotation of a GenBank genome assembly
UGGUUUGAUGUUCGUGGUAUCAUUAAUAUAAUGUGGGCUAAAUACAGCAGUACGUAUCUGGAAUCUAGUUUGUGGUGGUCUCAUUGGUACGGUAUUGGUUUGAAUGUCAAAGGAGGAGGUUGUGUGGAUAUAUGUAAUACCGAGAAUCGUGUUUGCACGAUCAAGUCGAGCAGCUUAGACAAAGAAGAAAUAAAUCAACAUCCAGGUGUAAUUGUUUAUGAGCUUGGCCUUCUACUCUGGAUAAUUUGUAAAACUACGAAUAGAACUUGGAAUACUUUUUCUAUCAACUUUUCAAGGAUGAGAAAAGAAAUUAUUUAA